AGCACCUCAACUUCCACUUGCAUAAUACCAACUACCAAACCAAAACACCAAUUUCCCCUCAAAACUACAAGUCCCAACCUCAUUUUCCUUCAAACCAAACACACCCUUUUACCAUCAUGGCCCCUAACAUCACCACUACCAAAGCUGCCACUGUCACUGCCAAGGCUCCCAAGAGGGCUUAUGUUACGUUCUUGGCUGGGAACGGAGACUACGUCAAGGGCGUGGUGGGUUUAGCCAAGGGACUGAGGAAGGUGAACAGCAAGUACCCACUUGUCGUGGCGCUUUUGCCCGACGUCCCAGAAGAACACAGGAAGAUUCUGGUGGACCAGGGCUGCAUAAUCCGGGAGAUCGAGCCUGUGUACCCACCUGAGAACCAGACCCAGUUUGCCAUGGCCUACUAUGUCAUCAACUAUUCCAAGCUGCGUAUCUGGGAGUUUGUGGAGUAUUCCAAGAUGAUAUACUUGGACGGAGACAUCCAAGUAUUCGAUAACAUAGACCACUUGUUUGACAUGGAAGAUGGUUACUUUUAUGCUGUGAUGGACUGCUUCUGUGAGAAAACAUGGAGCCACCCUCAGUACAAGAUCGGCUACUGCCAGCAGUGCCCUGAUAGGGUCCAAUGGCCUUCGCAGCUUGGUCCUAAACCUCCUCUUUACUUCAACGCUGGAAUGUUUGUAUAUGAACCUAGCCUUUCUACAUAUGAGGACCUCUUGACUACCCUCAAAGUCACCCCUCCUACCCCAUUUGCGGAGCAGGAUUAUCUGAACAUGUACUUUAGGGACAUUUACAGGCCCAUCCCUCCCAUUUACAACCUGGUGAUGGCCAUGCUAUGGCGCCACCCUGAGAACAUUGAGCUAGACAAGGCCAAGGUGGUUCACUACUGUGCUGCUGGCUCCAAACCCUGGAGGUAUACCGGCAAAGAAGACAACAUGGACAGGGAAGACAUUAAGACGCUGGUGGCUAAAUGGUGGGAGAUUUACGAUGAUGAGUCGCUUGACUACAACAAUGUCGUGGCUUCUGGCCAAGCAGCAGAAGCUGAUGAGGAUAAGCAAAGCGGCCUGCAACUGCUUUUGGCAGCUUUGUCAAAGGCCGGCGGCUUUGUUCACCGUAUUAACGCCCCUUCCGCUGCUUAAUUUGGUGACGAUACAGAUUAGUAAUACAAUACAAUCCACCUAAGCUAAAGCAGUGUAGGAAUGAAUGUAAAUGUGUUCAAUUUUUUUCUUGUUUGUAGUAUGUAUUUGAUCUGUCCUUCCAUUUUGAAAUGGACAGAUGUUUUAUCAUCAGGAACAUAAGGACUGUUAUAUGUUGUCCUUGUGUCUGGUUUGAUUAGUUUUUUUUGUUUUUUUUUUACAUAAAAAUGAAUAUUGGUAUACCAUUUAUGGGAUAAUA
This is a messenger RNA of Gossypium raimondii (Peruvian cotton), 1386 nucleotides long. RefSeq names its product galactinol synthase 2. The record is from RefSeq and is a predicted model, not a curated record. Gene Ontology annotation, molecular function: glycosyltransferase activity. Lineage: Eukaryota; Viridiplantae; Streptophyta; Magnoliopsida; Malvales; Malvaceae.